Anthonomus grandis grandis is the source of this 5211-nucleotide messenger RNA. RefSeq names its product otoferlin (gene mfr). The transcript has 31 exons. Gene Ontology annotation, biological process: plasma membrane organization. Bases 41 to 5101 code for a protein of 1686 amino acids. The record is from RefSeq and is a predicted model, not a curated record. Gene Ontology annotation, cellular component: membrane. NCBI's taxonomy places the organism in Eukaryota, Metazoa, Arthropoda, Insecta, Coleoptera, Curculionidae.
UCAAUUGUCAAAAAUUGUUAGCGCAUAAAAGUUUACAAAAAUGGAAAGAAAACAAACUUAUCUGGUUGCAAUCACCAUCUUAGAAGGCCGUCAUUAUAUUUGGAAUAAUAUGAACUCGGCUGUUAUGGUAAGGGUUGGAAAGCAGAAAAAAUCAACUGCUGUUAAAAAAGAUAGCGAUUGUCCAUAUUAUAAUGAGUACUUUGUCUUCGAUCUGGAAACUACGGCAGAAAAGUUGCUUGAAAAAAAUAUCGUCUUGACGGUUAUUCAACCCCGGACAUUCUGUAGAAGGCGAAAGAUUUUAGGUUGCGUGAAAUUGGAUAUUGCAACUGUGGUUAAUCAAAAAAAUUCACAAUUUUAUCAUAAGUGGGCUGUGUUAGCAUCUCCCAAAGUGGAUGGUGCCACUGGUCCCACAGGAUAUUUGAAAAUUGACAUUGCUGUUUUAUCACGAGGCCAAACACCCAAAUUACCUUUGCAUAUCAUUAAUGAUGAAAUUGAGGGAAAUCUUCUUACGCCAAUUGGAUUUGUGAGCGAAAGACAGAGGGCAAAAUUUCAAUUUGACGUGUAUCGCUGCGAACACUUACAAACCAAAGUAACUCAGUUAAUCGACUUUCCUACUAAACAAAGCAAUGCCAGUGGAGAUACAGCCAAAUUCUCGAUAUAUGUCAAAAUUACCUUUGCAGGGUUUUCGGUUGCUACAAACGUCAAAAAACAUUCUUUGGACCCAUUCUUUAAUGAAAAACUAAGCAUUACGGAUUUAUUUCCCCCCUUGUGUCAAAGAAUUAAAAUUGAAAUGAUCCAGUCCAAAAAUAUAAUAGCAACACACUACAUCAACUUAAAGCAUAUCUCAAAUGAUACAGUUGAAGGUUAUUUGCCCACUUUCGGACCUACUUACAUAUAUUUAUAUGCGAAACAUCCAUUAGAUAACUACGUUGGAACGCUUUUAUUGUCUAUGAAUACCGAACUUCAGGAAAAUCCAACCGCGGCAAGUGCAGCUCAAAAGGGUAAUGUUCAACACGGCUUGGCUCCUUUAGAUGAAGAAAAAGUAUUUACGUUUGAAGAAACUUUUCUCUUUGUGACUAUACUUGACGCAAGUAGCAUAUUAAAAAAAUAUCACGAUAAACUGAUAUCAUUUAGAUUAACAUUUGGGCAUAUUAUGACAGAAACAAAUAUUGAAGGAUCUAGCGUAGAUGGACUGCCAGCGAAUGUCACUGUAGGACAAAAACCACAGAAGAGCGGAAAAAACUUUUUCUUCCUUGACUUUGCCGAAGAAAAACCGUGUUUGAGAAUUAAAUCAAAAUGGCCUGACUUUAGAAAGCGGAUGUACCAUGCUAAUAUGUUGGAAAAAAUAUUCAAAACAAUGAAGAAUAAAUUGCAAGAUAUAGAACAGAUGUUUACAAAGCAUUCUCGAUCACUCUCUCAAACAAUAGAUGAGCUGUUAAGGGAUGCUGGAGAUUUUUUGUUCAGCAGUCUUACUAAGUAUGUCGAAAUAAUAGCAACAAGUUACGACGUUGAUUAUGGGACGCAGUUGGACAGAGAAAGAAAAAGAUUAUCCUUAAGUCUUGUAAAUUCAAUUCUUGACAAGAUUCCAGUGUUCCAAACAAACAAAUCUAAGAAAUGUAUCUACAGGCAUUUGGAGGAUUUUCAAAACAUGAUUGAAACCCUAAUAGAAGAUGCACAACCUUGUUGGCCAGAUAUUUUUCUUUGGAUGAUAAGCAACAAUAAGAAAGUUGCAUGUCUAAGAGUACCAGCCAGGAAAAUUGUAUAUUCACAAAUAGAGGAGGAAAAGGGUGAAUUUUGUGGGCAAGUUCGUCCAAUGUUGUUUAUAACAGAAGAAAAAAACGUAAUCAUUUGCAAAAUUGAUGUUAUGAUGUGGGUUGGACUGGAAAAACAAAAAGAUGAAUGUUUUAAAAAAAUUCCCAGUGGCUUUAAAUAUGAAGGAAGGCUGUUACUUGCUGAACAAAAAUAUUUAUUUGAAGGUCGAGCCUACAUAUUUGAAGGGGAAGUGGAACCAGGAUUCGAUGAGAGUGGAUUGGUGGAUUCCUUUAUUCAGGUUGCGUUUGGAAAAGAACAAAAAGAAACUCAAGUGAAGAAACAUGCUCUAGUUCCUGUGUGGAAUCAAACAUUGACUUUUUAUAAUAUAUAUUUAUAUGGAUCCAAGGAGCACAUAAAUCAAAAUCCGCCGAGUUUAUUAGUACAGAUGUAUGACGAGGACCCGAUGUAUACAGAAUUUGUUGGACGAGACCUAAUCACUCCCAAUAUAGUAUUUCUUAACAAUAAUGUAGUUGACAAUAAAGAGUCAACUUCUAAGAAAACAGUAUUGAAGUAUUAUAAUAUGUACAACCACGAUGAAGUUCUUGGAAAGAUUUUGGCAGCAUUUGAAAUAAAAGAGAUAUCCCAAGCCGCUAAAGCGCCAGAAGAUGAAAUAUUACCAGUGCCUUCUUACUUAAAACCAAUUGUCGAGUCGUACAAGGUAGAAAUUUUAUUUUGGGGUGUCAGACAAUUGAAAAAAGUUAAUAUGAUACGCAUAAACAGGCCACGGGUAACUUUUUUUUGUGGAAAUAAAUCCAUUGACUCAACAGUUAUCGAAAAUGCAAAGAAAUGUUCUAAUUUCACAAAUAACGUUUGUUCGAUUAUCAUCAAUAUGCCUUGUCAAGAAAAAUAUCCUGACGCUUUUCAAUUUAAACUAUUUGAUAGCAGGCGAUUUGGCGUUUAUGUUUUUGCGGGAAUCAGUAUAAGCGACACUACACCAUUUCUUUUUACGCCAAUGACUGUAGACGAAAGAAACAAUUUACUGAAUACUAUACAGUAUCAGUCUGAUAGUUUUCUGAUGAAUAGUAUCACAAGUUCGGAAAUAUUUGUUGAUAACUGGGAUAAAGCCCUUAUAAAAAAAGAUGAACCAUUACCUCAAGAAUCAUCAAGAACAAAGUGUUGGUCCAAAUUUGUAAACAUAAUUCGGAAAAUUUACUCGUUUAGAAAGUUUACCAGAUCAACAAAAAGUGAUUAUACAAUUCUUUCUAUAGAUGAUCAAGAAGAAGAUGAAGCUGAUUUUGAUUGGUGGACUAAAUUUUACGCCUCUAUAGAUGAAGUAGAUUCCAAUUUAAAAAAGAACCAGAUUCCUCCAUCACAUCGACGUAAGCUUAAGGUGUUUCCUAAUGAACUGGAGAACCAAGCUGAAUUUGAGGGAUUUUCCGAUAUUCUUACUUCAUUUGAGAUAUUUAAGGGAAAGAGAACCGGCGAUGAAAUCUUAGAUGAGCAGCUAACGACUGCUGUCUUGAAGGGUUCUGUAAAAAUUUAUAAAUGGCCACCAGAGGACGGAGAUGAAAAUAAUUAUGUCACUCCAAAUGGUUCACUGGUUAAAAAUGGUUUAUUUAAUGAGGCUCCAGCAAAUACCCCUAUGCAAUAUGUUCUGAGGGUUUAUUGCAUUAGAGGAUUAAACUUAAGACCAAAAGAUUUAAAUGGAAAAUCUGAUGCAUAUAUUCAAGUAAAGUUAGGGCACAGAGUUAUAAGCGAUAGAGAUAAUUAUAUACCAAAGGAGGUAAACCCAAUAUUUGGAAGAUGUUUUGAAUUUCAAGCCUCAUUUCCAGAAGACACUUUUGUUAUAAUAGGUAUUUAUGACUAUGAUAUGACCUCAAAAGACGAUUUAAUAGGAGAGACUAAAAUUGACUUGGAAAAUCGUUAUUUUACCAAACAUCGAAGCAGGUGUGGAAUAGCAGAAUCCUAUUUUACCUCAGGAUACUGUAAGUGGCGGGACCAGAAGAAGCCCACGGAUAUCUUAAAAAAUGUAUGUAAAAAUUGGGGAUUAAAAGCUCCAGAAUAUAAAGAUCUUUCAGUUUGCAUUAAUUCAAAAGAGUUUUUUGCAACUGAUUUUACACCAAGCGAAGACAAAGAGUUCGAUAAAGAAGUUUUGGCUUUAGAAGUUUUAAAAAGAUGGCAUGAAAUGCCUGUGGUUGGAUUCAAACUAGUUCCUGAACAUGUUGAAACCCGAUCUUUAUUUGCACCGGAUAAGCCUGGAAUUGAACAGGGCAAACUACAACUUUGGAUAGACAUCUUUCAACGACUAGAUAUACCAGUACCUGAAAAAGUAGAUAUUAAACCACGGAAACCUAUAGCAUAUGAACUUAGGGUGAUCAUAUGGAAUACAGAAGAAAUUAGUUUAAAGGAGGAUGACUUCUACACUGGUGAAAAAAAAUCGGAUAUUUAUGUUAAAGGCUUUUUAGAUGAGGCUUGCAAUUCGCAAUAUACGGACGUACACUACAGAUCGUUAACUGGCGAAGGAAACUUCAACUGGCGUUUUGUUUUUAAAUUUAAUUAUUUAUCAUCGGAAAACAAAUUAGUAAUAAAGAAAAAAGAAUCUGUAUUUUCUCAAGAUGAAAGUGAAACUAAACUACCUUGUGUCUUGAAUCUGACUGUGUGGGACAAUGAUACGUUCUCAAUUGACGAUUUUAUAGGUUCGAUAGCUCUAGAGCUCGCUAGGAUGCCACGCGGAGCGCGCUCUGCUAACAAGUGUAACUUGUCCAUUAUGGAGCCCACCGCCAAAAAAAUUAAUUUAUUUAAAAUCAGAAGAACUAAAGGAUGGUGGCCUUUUAAAGCAACUCAUACCGCUACCGGAGAGCAAGUUAUCAUGGGGAAGCUUGAAGCUGAAUUUGAGAUACUGACAAAAGACGAGGCAGAAUUAAAUCCUGUUGGGAUCGGUAGACAGGGUCCAGAGGCCUUACCACCUCCAAAGCAUGGUGACCGAGCUCAAAUACGUCAUUUAUCAAUUGACAAAAAAAAACAAAAGAAUGCAAAAUUUGAUGAAGAAGACCCCAUAAUGUAUACAUGCCAAUUGCGAAAUCCUAUACAAAGAUGCUGUAGAAACCCGAUUCGAGGUUCCAAGUGCAUUCAGUGUAAACACAAAUUCUCUAAAGACUGGAAAAUUUUUCUAAUUUUACUUAUUCUUAUAUUUGUCGUUUUUAUAAUAAUAUUAGUUUUGUAUCUUGAAGGUUAUAUUCCAUACAGUCCAGAAUGUAGUAUUAGGGUCAAGAAAAGGGAAUCUUACAACAAAGGCUUUGAUCCUAAAAAACUUAAAAAACUAGAAGACGGAUAUAAUUAUCUUAUAUAAUUAUUUAUUAACUUUAUUUAUUGUUGAAGUACAUGUAAGUUAAAUGUUACUUAAAAAAAAAUAAAAAAAUCAAAUAAUCAUCAAAAUAAAUUUAAAUAAAGAUAUUAAAA